Messenger RNA from Colletotrichum karsti, 1392 nucleotides. RefSeq names its product trichothecene c-15 hydroxylase. Gene Ontology annotation, molecular function: heme binding; oxidoreductase activity, acting on paired donors, with incorporation or reduction of molecular oxygen; monooxygenase activity. The transcript is spliced from 4 exons. The record is from RefSeq and is a predicted model, not a curated record. Lineage: Eukaryota; Fungi; Ascomycota; Sordariomycetes; Glomerellales; Glomerellaceae. Bases 1 to 1392 code for a protein of 463 amino acids.
AUGCGGGGGCAGCCUCACCUCGCCAUCUUGGAGCUGCACAAACGCUAUGGCGACGUCGUCCGCACCGGUCCUAAUGAGUUAUCCUUUUCUCACAACGAGGCAUGGAAAGAGGUGUGUGGGCAUCUGAAGCGCGGCCAGGACGAAAACGAGAAGGACCCCAGAACCUCCAGCGACGAAUUAGACAAGAGCAUUCUCUCUGCGCGCCGUGACAGACACGGCCAGUUUCGGCGGCUUUUGUCGGGCGGCUUCUCAGCCCGGGCCAUGGCUGAACAGCAACCACUGAUCAACAAGUACAUCAACCUCUUCAUCAGUCGACUACGCGAGCAUGGUCAAGGCGGAACGAAGGUGAUGGACGCAUCCAAGUGGUUUGAGUGGACGACCUUCGACAUCAUCGGCGACUUGUCCUUUGCCGAGCCGUUCGGAUGCCUGCAGAACUCGAAGUCGCAUCCGUGGGUCGACAGUCUGAACGAUUCUGUGGGUUUAUUCCCAGUCGUGCAGGUCAUCAGCGGACUGCCUUUUUCUUCCAUCCUGAAACCUCUCUACUUUUGGCUCAUGACGCCCAAGGGUGUUGCUGAAAAGCGCGGCUUCAGCCGAUCUUUCGCAGAGGAAACUCUGAAGAAAAGAAUCGCACUUGGAUCAGAUAGACCAGACUUCGUCGAUGCGAUGCUGAAAGCUGACAAGGAAGCUAAAUUGACCGACGACGAGCUGAGAGACAACAGUGUCAUUCUGACGACUGCUGGUUCGGAGACCACCGCAACGACACUUGCCGCGGUCACUUACUUUCUUGGAACCCAUCCAGAAGUCCUGGCCAAAUUGAGCGCAGAAGUCCGAUCUGCUUUUCAACACGAGGAUGAUAUUGAUAUCAACAGUGUCCAGAACCUUCGGUACAUGCUUGCAGUCCUUAAGGAAACCAUGCGAAUGUAUCCCGCUGUUGCCCUUUCCCAAUCUCGGCAUGCACCGCCUGGCGGAGUGCAGAUAGCCGGGGAGUUCGUGGCCGGAGGUACAAUUCUGGGCAUCUGGCAGUAUUCCAUUUAUCACAACCCGGCCAAGUUUCUGCUCCCUGACUCCUUCAUACCGGACCGGUGGCUGGACGACAAACGGUUCGAUUACGAUGAGAAAGCUCUGCACCAGCCAUUCUCGUACGGACCGCGCAACUGCAUCGGAAUGAAGUGUGUAUCUCUGGUUUUCAAGCCCCUCAAUCUUUCUCUGGCGUAUGCUGAAAUGAGGAUCAUUCUCGCUCGCAUCAUCUGGAACUUUGAUAUCGAGCUGGCGCCGGAGAGUCGAUCUUGGACUGAGAACCAGAAGGUUUACUUUUUCUGGCAAAAGCCCCCUCUUUGGACCUACUUCAAACCAAGGAACAUGCAAGAGGAGCCCGAGUACUUGGCCCAGUAG